AUGAACGGCAUCCAGCUCAUCCAGACGCUGGCCGAGUCCUUUGUCGCGCUCUCCGACGAGGUCCAGUCGCUGGUCGAUCGCAAGACCAUUCUGGAGCACAAGCUGCGGUAUGCCCACGAGCAGUACCAAUACCUCGCGGACAAGUAUGUGCCCGCGGCUCCCGAAAUCGCCGAAACCCUAGCCAACCUCCAACUCCCUCCGGACCUGCACCAGCCCUCUGCCGCUACCUCGGCCGUGCCCUUGCCGAAGCGUAGCCAGACCGGCAACAACAAGCUCCAGCUCGCGUUAGUCAUCCGGGAAGGUCGCAGGGCCGCCCAGGAGCUCGCAGCGGGCAUUAGUGCCAAGCAAGAAGAAGAGCGAGAGAAAGAGAGACGUAGAGAGGCAGAAGGCUCAGUGGAACUAUCCACUACUGCUGCCUCGCCUGACAUGGAUAUCAUGACGUCUGUGUCGACCGCCCUGGAGAAGGACUUUACCGUCGAAGGAAAGAAGGGUGACCUGGCGUGUCCCUUCUCGGCCCGGCCGAAUCAAGACGUCGACGGCCUUCCCAACGACGGAGGAGCUGAGCGGGUCGACGUCUCCCAGGACCCAGCCAGCCCAUCCACCCCGGCCGGUCCAACCCAGCGACCCACUCCCACUACCCGCCCAUCUGACCCCAUCUGCGCCGCGAUGCUCAACGAUCAAACAUCUGCCGCCGCGGCAGCCGUUCCCCCCUCGUGCCCGAUCCGCUACCUCGACAAGCACACACCCGAGGAGAUCGCGCAGUACGUGGAAACCCACAAGCACGCGAUCCCGCGCAGCCACGAGGUGUGCGUGCGGCGGUACCAGCGCAACGAGGACCAGAUCAGGAAACUCGAUGCCAAGUAUGGUAGUCUCGUGAACAUGGUGAAAGACCUGAGCCACCUGCACCGCCCGAUGAUGCCGCCGUCGAAGGCCGAACAGCGCGAGGCUGACCGGGCGUCGAAUCGGCGGGUCGAGGACUGGGCGAAUACUGUUGUUGUUGGGAGUUCGCCUGAGGACGGGCCUGAUGGCGAGACACCCAACGUAGAUGACGACCGUGAAGGUCGAUUUGACCGCCCGAUGCGAGACGUGCGAGUCGGCGAGUCGCCUAGCCGGCCAUGGGGGAUCUCGGUACCCUUGGAGGCGGGAAGUCAGCAACCCGGACCAUCGGCCCAGGGUCUCGUUCAGCCCACACAGGAACCAGCGAGGGCGCCCGCAGAGGCCCCUCGAAAGUGCCCAUUCGACCACACCAAGAUGUUUCCCGGCGGGGCCAAGCCGGUCGUCAGCAAGACUGACCAUGAUAAUAAGAAUAAUGAUAAUGACCAUAACGCGGAGAAGGGCACUACGAAGCCACCUGAGAUCAAACUCAAGCCGGACGGAUCACCCCCUCCUUGGAGCACUGCGCAGCCGACGUUUGUUAACCUCGCAGAUGUGCCAACCGCUUCAGCUUCGGCGCAGGAUAAGGGUGAUCGGCCGCAGGUGGUGUUUAAUAUCUCUGGGCCGGUGUUUAUCGGGUACCCGAUGGAGCAGGCGGUGGAGUUUAUGAAGCAGUUUCAGGGGCGGUGA
This is a messenger RNA of Dichotomopilus funicola, 1563 nucleotides long. RefSeq lists its product as uncharacterized. Bases 1 to 1563 code for a protein of 520 amino acids. The record is from RefSeq and is a predicted model, not a curated record. NCBI's taxonomy places the organism in Eukaryota, Fungi, Ascomycota, Sordariomycetes, Sordariales, Chaetomiaceae. The transcript has 3 exons.